GCAGAGCUGUGUUGCCAGGGCUGUGUCACACAUGGAGUCACCACGAGAGGGAGGGACUUAGGCUGCAGGACAAUGCUGGUGUUUGUGCAACGGCCCCUGAGUGGCGGCUGGCUCUCUCAGAUCGCUCUCGCUUCACUACCAUUGCUGCAAGCAUUGUUGAAGUGAAAGGAAAGUGGACAGCUUGAUCCUGUCUGUGGGAUGCACCGGCAGAGGCAGUGGGAGAGACAUUUGGUUUUGGUGUAAUAUACAACAUAGCAAAAAAGCUGGCCAGGAGAUCAAACAUCAGUGAUUUUGCCAUAAAAAAGCUAAAAUCAUCCACUCCUGCCGUACCAAGGAGGAGAAGAAGAAGGCGGCCAAUUGCUGCCGCAUUAACAGAAGCAGUGAUCAGCUUUUGUGGCGUGGGUGGGCAGGUGAGCUUUUAGCUGUGGUGACAACUUUGGUUCUCUGCGCUAAAGUGUGGGAGGGAAGAGGAAGAGGAAAGGGAAGACGAAUAGGAGGGGUACGUGGAGGAGGAGGAGGAGGAGGAGGAGGAGAGGAGGAGUAGUGGGCCUGGAGCCCAAACACAAGCAGGAUGGCGGAGAAGCAAGUUAGCAGCCUCCCUGCUAAGCUGAUUAAUGGGGGCAUCGCAGGCCUGGUUGGUGUGACAUGUGUGUUUCCUAUUGACCUGGCUAAGACCCGCCUGCAGAACCAGCAGGGCGUCCAAGUCUACGAAGGAAUCUGUGAGUCAGAGAGGGAAAUUAGAUUCCACAGAGCUGCUCCUACAGUUGUGUACGAGCAGUUCAGGGUUCAUCCCAUGUUUAUCUCUUUUAGAGAUGUCCCUUUCUCAAUGAUCUACUUCCCGCUGUUUGCCAACCUAAACGCGCUGGGCCGUGAAAAACUGGGUGAUGUGCAGGCCCGGGCGCCAUUCUGGCAGUCGUUUAUGGCAGGCUGCGGCGCAGGCUCUGUGGCAGCUGUGGCUGUUACACCACUGGAUGUCAUCAAGACUCGUCUGCAGACCUUGCAAAAAGGGGCGGGCGAGGACACGUACAAAGGAAUUGUUGACUGCACGCAGCGCAUCAUGAUGCGGGAGGGCCCAUCAGCAUUCCUGAAGGGUGCAACAUGUCGUGCUUUGGUCAUCGCUCCCCUGUUUGGCAUUGCGCAGGGCGUCUACUUUCUCGGGGUAGGGGAGAAGCUGCUAGAUUUGCUGGGAUAGCAUUGCUUUGCAUUGGAGGUGGAGGUUUUGUUGUCUCUGCGACAAAUGAAUGACACAACUGAGUGAAAGGUGAAUACAGAAAGAGAGAAAAUACGGCCACCAUCUGCUAAUCAAAGGACGAGGAAUGGUCUACAAUAUGAAGAGGCUCUUUUUACUAAUAUGUGGACCCAAGGGUUCACUCUAAUCAUGUUUCUCUAGGAUCUUACAUGCUGUCAAAGGGGUUCCGUAGGUUAAACAGGGACCUGUGUAUGUGUGUGACUAAUCGGAGGGUAUGUGUCCCAAAGUGUCGGGGUUUAUCCCUGUGUUCUUGCCGCAAUAUGUCUGGAGCUGUUUCUUUCACCUGAGAGAGACUAUUCUGUCGGGAUAAGAGGCUGCUGCAUGUUGUUCGAGGCUGCUAACUUAAUUGCCUACUAAUCUGAUCGUUUAUAAAGGUCAGGACGGAGAAAGCAUUCUAUGCAAGUGACAAUUCUCAUUUCAAUCUUUAUCAAAAGUCAUGGCUGUUUGUUGUCAGUGGCUAAUUUGACGUUAAAUGCCAAUCAUUUGGAUUUCCAUGUGUUUUCUCUGGAAAGGGAGCUUAAUCUCCUUCAGCCUAGCUUGUUACGCGUCCCUCACACUCCAUCCGUGAGGUCGGAGUUGUAAUCUUGCAUUCCCUCAGUGGAUUGGGAGGUGCUGGCUGCCAGAAACACUAAGGUAACUUGUUAAUCUGAUGGUAAUGCUUUAAUCCUGUGCAUUAGCGUACAAUAUGACCCUAACUCACAGCUCACUUCCUGCCUAAAGGUCACAGGUUAGACUGCCACUGUCUAGUAUAGCCUUCUUCUUCUCUACACAGUGUGGAAGUAGGGUUGGAACGGUCUCAUGGUUUACCUUUGUAUGAAAAGUGACGGUUAUUAUGCAAGGUGCAUUUGCUUAUCUACAGUGUCAAGGAAACAAACUGACAAUAGGGUGAGUAAAAUUUAAAGACAGGGGCAGCCUGACUGUGCUCUCGCUCACCAACAAUGCUAAAUUGUUUAUUAUAAUAACAAUAGGACAUAUAUUUUAUAAGCAAACAGAUGAUGCUAUCUUUUAUUUGGUAGUUGCUUUAACAUGCUAUAGUGCAGCUAACAUGCUUUAGAAAACAUAGUAAUAUGCUAUUUUUGUUAAAAGGUUCGUAAUUCCGUUUAUCGUUAUAAAUCUGUACUGCAACUGAUGAUUACAAUAAUAAUAAUAUGAUGGUGUUACACUUUUUUUUUCUCUCUUUUUUUUCUAUACCGUUGCAACCCUACUAGAAGGGAUUUAGAUAAAACAUGCAAGAAUCCUGGAGCUCAUUUUGCUACACGUUAAAAUACAUUGCUUCAAAUAACGUGUACACAAACACUAAAAUAAAAUGCAAUUAAAGCCUUAUCACUGCUGUACGUUUCUAAAGCAUCAGAACUGUAAGUCUUAAAUGGAUUCGGUGGGAUUGGUGGUGCUGAAACAUUGAUUUGGUCCAAUUUAGCGAGGAUAAUUCUUUCUGUUAGACCCACUGAGGGAGUAUGGCACGUUGUGUUGCCAACUGCUUGCCAUUCCGUAAGUCCACUGGGUGGCACUAAAAGCUUUUUCCUUUUUUUUUUGUAUUACAUUUUUAAUGCAAGGCACAAUUUGAUUUCGCUAGUAUACCUAGGCUACUACAUUUUCCUCAUUGUAGAGUGAACUUUGCCUGAGUAAAAUGUUUGUUUACAAGCUGUAAAUAAAGAUAUCUCAUACAUG
Notothenia coriiceps (black rockcod) is the source of this 2917-nucleotide messenger RNA. RefSeq names its product mitochondrial glutamate carrier 2-like. Gene Ontology annotation, molecular function: L-glutamate transmembrane transporter activity; L-aspartate transmembrane transporter activity. Gene Ontology annotation, biological process: L-glutamate transmembrane transport; malate-aspartate shuttle; aspartate transmembrane transport. The coding region runs from base 572 to 1192 and encodes 206 amino acids. The transcript is spliced from 7 exons. Lineage: Eukaryota; Metazoa; Chordata; Actinopteri; Perciformes; Nototheniidae. The record is from RefSeq and is a predicted model, not a curated record.